AUGAGGAUGGAAGACAAAUUUAAUGAGUUCACAGCAGGUGUUGAGUACUCAGUUAUUCCGAUGGCUGACUACUAUAUUAUUGCCGGAGUGAUUUAUCAGGCGCCUGAUUUAGGGUCUGUCAUUAACUCCAGAGUUCUCACUGCAGUGCAUGGAAUUCAGUCUGCUUUUGAAGAAGCCAUGUCCUACUGUCGCUAUCACCCAUCCAAGGGCUACUGGUGGCAUUUCAAAGAUCAAGAAGAACGAG
Messenger RNA from Tauraco erythrolophus (red-crested turaco), 244 nucleotides. The record is from RefSeq and is a predicted model, not a curated record. Lineage: Eukaryota; Metazoa; Chordata; Aves; Musophagiformes; Musophagidae.